AUGAAGUUCGGCAUCGGCUUAGCAUUCAUGGAAAAGACUGAGAUGGAAACAUUUGUACAACAAAGUCCCGAAGAGAUCGCCGUUCGGGAGCUGAAGGGUCGUAUGAGAGACUGUCGAUUGAUUUGCAAGCCAGGUACGGCUUCCAACGAUCAAGACAUUCUGGAUAGCCUACGACUGCGUAAUGGUAUUGAUCCCUCUGAUGUUAGGGUUCUGAAAAUCGCUCGCGGCGGAUCUAUAUACCUGAGGGGACCCGAAAAAACUAUUACGGGUAUCCUUUCGAAAGGCCUCAUCUUCGUGGGCCUCGGCUCCGCGAAAGUGGUUGAACAUCAGUUCAAAAGGCUGUGUAACCAGUGUGGAAAGCAUCACCCGGCAUCCUCGCCGUGUCAAGGAGAAAUCUGCUGUAUCAAAUGCGGGGGCAAGGGUCACACCGUUCAGCGAUGUGACCGCCCUAGAGACUGGGAAGGGAGGAGCUGCACGGUGUGUGGCCUGUCGGGGCACAGUGCCCAGGAGAUCAUGAAGUGCAGGUCUCUGGCCUCCCAGUCUGCCAGAAAUAUAGUGUCGAAUCCGGCUUCAGCAGCCGAGAGCAUCCCGAUUGCUAUGGAGACCGACCCGCGGGACACGAUGCCCAUCCUUGAAGCCGCUACCCCAGAUGUGGGUGGCGGCCUCCAGUAA
Molecule: messenger RNA, 672 nt
Organism: Perkinsus marinus ATCC 50983
Lineage: Eukaryota; Perkinsozoa; Perkinsida; Perkinsidae
Exons: 1
Coding region: 1-672 (223 amino acids)
Source: RefSeq, a predicted model, not a curated record